AUGUAUGGAUUGAACGUAUUCGGGGAAGAUUUCGCUACGAAGACAAGAAAAAUACGGCAGAAACGACGUCCUGAUUCCCAUUAUAUGUCUAAAGUCUUAAGUACUUUGCGGCAGAUCGUUAGAGAAUGGAGUUCACAAGGAAAAGCUGAGAGAGAUGCCACUUUUACUCCUGUCCUCGACGUUGUGCGCCAAUGGUAUCCUUCUGUUAGUGCACGAGGAUCGGUGAAAAUAAUGGUACCAGGAUCUGGUCUAGGUCGGUUAGCGUUUGAUCUAGCAAAGGAAGGUUUUAGAGUGGAAGGUAAUGAAUUUAGUAUGGUCAUGUUGAUGACGUCGUCCUUUCUUCUGAAUGCGUGUUAUGAGGAAAAUGAGUAUACUAUUUACCCGUACGUCUUGGAUAAAAGCAACAGUUGGUCAUAUGGGGAUCAAACACGACCUGUUCAUUUCCCUGACAUUGGAAAGUCGAAAACAGAGGCUCCUUCAAACUUCUGUAUGAUUGCUGGUGAUUUCUUAGAAGUAAUGCUGUCAAGAACAUGUGAUUUCGAUUGUGUGGUUACAGCAUGGUUUAUUGACACUGCAAAGAAUAUCAUUGAUUACAUAGAAACCAUCUAUCGGAUUCUCAAGGCAGGUGGCUUAUGGGUAAAUGUUGGCCCGCUCACAUACCAUUAUGAAGACAUGCUUGAUGAGAUGUCAAUCGAGUUGCCGUACGAGGAAGUGAUGAGGAUUGUUCGGCUGACAGGUUUCCAAAUCGAAAAAGAAGAACGCAUCGUCACUUACUAUACUAGGAACCAUAUGUCUAUGCUACAAAACCAGUAUACGUGUGCGUUUUUUGUAGCAGUGAAACCCUUGGAUGGUUAA
Molecule: messenger RNA, 855 nt
Organism: Angiostrongylus costaricensis
Lineage: Eukaryota; Metazoa; Nematoda; Chromadorea; Rhabditida; Metastrongylidae
Source: the annotation of a GenBank genome assembly